This is a messenger RNA of Neopsephotus bourkii (Bourke's parrot), 3158 nucleotides long. It is a transcript of the gene SNX10, whose product is annotated as sorting nexin 10. The record is from RefSeq and is a predicted model, not a curated record. Gene Ontology annotation, biological process: intracellular protein transport. The transcript has 7 exons. Lineage: Eukaryota; Metazoa; Chordata; Aves; Psittaciformes; Psittacidae. The coding region runs from base 136 to 741 and encodes 201 amino acids. Gene Ontology annotation, molecular function: phosphatidylinositol binding.
UCUGUUUGACCUGCUGGCCAGGAAAAGGGUGUCUACACUGGGGGUGUACUCCAAGGCUAAAUCUUAGAGUAAGGAUGCAAGAUCCUCUCCCAGCUGAGGUCUUUCUGAUUAAUAUUUUAAUACAAACCAGUGAAGAUGACACCAAAACACGAAAAACAAGAAUUUGUAACUGUCUUGGUGCGAGACCCCAGGACGCACAAGGAAGACUCAUGGCAUUCUUACGUAGACUAUGAGAUAUUUAUUCAUACAAACAGUAUGUGCUUCACGAGGAAAACAUCCUGUGUCAGACGGCGCUUCCGAGAGUUUGUUUGGCUCCGGCAGAGGCUUCAGAGCAACGCAGUGCUGAUACAGCUACCUGACCUGCCAUCUAAGACUCCCUUUUUCAAUAUGAAUAAUCCUCAUCACGUGGACCAUCGCCGGCAAGGUCUGCAGGAAUUCCUGGAAAAGGUCCUACAAGAUGCGCUGUUGCUGUCAGACAGUAGGCUUCAUCUCUUCUUACAGACUCAGCUAAGCCCAGAAGAUAUGGAGGCUUGUGUCUCUGGACAGACCAAAUACACUGUUGCUGAUGCAAUUCAUAAGUUUGCCUCUUUGAACAGACGAUUUCCUAUAGAAGAUGAAGAGGGAAAAAAAGGAAAGAACGACACAGACUCUGAUUCAGAGAGUUCAUCCUCCGGGCUCGGACCUAGUGAUGACAGCAUUUCAUGUGGAUGUAAAACAAGCCCAGCUUCUGAAGAGUCAUGAAAAAUAAUUCCUGUAUUGCUAGCUUAAGGACAGUGCAAAGCAGUUUCUGCUCUGGUUAUGUGUACCACGCAAGCACGGGUGGCUGGUAAGGUGUACCUGAAGGAAGCAUCGUCUAUGCAACCAUAUGUCCUUAUAAAAUUUUCAAAACAGACCUCAAUAAUAUUUCUUUGUUGAUUCCAUUAUGUAUGUUGAUUCAGGUCUACAUGCUACCUGUUACAUUUAGGGUUUGUUUGGUUUUUUUUUAGGUAUUAAAAUCUCAGUAUUGGGUAAGUCAUGCCCUGCUGACGUACAUGGCAGUUACAGUAUUUCCCUCAGUUCAGUGCAUGUCUUCGAUCUGAAAAGUAAACUUCAUUCCUCAUCUUAAAAGUUAGUAUAGCAUACCAAAUAUAUUCAAAGCAUCUUUUUGUAAUUUGCAUUAGAGAAGUUUCAUCUUCAGAAGUCAUUUGACAUUGGUGAUGAAAUUACAUACCCCACAGGGUAUUCACUUUUGAAAGUAGCUCAGCAACAUCAGCAAAACAACAUUUGUACGAACUAUAUGCUGCUGGCAAUUUGAGAGAUAAAUAUAUCUUCCUCUGGUCUUUCUGUAAUGUUUAUGGAAACCUUGGUUUUAUCAUGCAGGAGAGCUGAAGGCCAAAAUUCUUGAGCAUGGUUGCUUAGAAGUUAGAAAUAUUAAUAAAAAUGACAUCAUUUCUAGUCUUGCUGGAGAUUCUCAGUUCCCUGGGAAUGACAGAUACUCACUCCCAGUGAAAGUCCUGGAUGAGGCCCAUUGAAACUGAUGGGUGAAUUUUGCUUCGACCUCAUUAGAAUCAGGAUUUCACCCAGCAUGAACUUUAGGCACAUAUAUUUGAAAAUGCUAUGAGAGAUGUUUUAGUUUAGCAGCCAAAACACCUCCCUGUCUGAGAUGAUGAUAAUCACAUAGUUGUAACACGCUGUACGGAAAUGCACCUCUCCACUCUUUGGGAGUAAAACAGAGCUGCUGAUUUCAUUGUGGCUGUAGUUAGCACGUUGGAAUAUUGACUUUUCCCCCAAACAAAAGGCAGGCUUGAACACAACUUUGUAACCAGCAAGACUUAUUUUGAUUAAAAGUCAGUUUUGCUCUUUAUUGGUAACAGCAGCUGUGUAGUGUCUUGUCCCAGAUUCUGUCAAAGGAAUAUGUUUCACUGUGGUGUUGUAUUUAUAUUUGACAUUUAACUGCUAUUAAAAAGAGCUAGGGGGUCUGACCAGCCUAGCAAAGCUCCCAUUAACUUCAGAGAGAAGGUUACCAGCCUAGGAACAGAGAAUUAUAUAUAUGUAUAUUCUAAUGUUAAGAAUUCUGUGAAUAUUGUCAAAGAAGGGGCAUAUUAAACCUGUGAAUUAUGGAAACAAUAUAGAUUGUUAAAUGGCUAUCUGAUACAAGGUAGCAUGGACGUGUGCAGGCAUGCUUUUAUUAAAGCAUCCAGCUGGGAAUCUGUGUAAUUUUAGAAGCAUGUUUUAAUAGCCCAAGAAUAACAUCUCUUAGGUAACUACUUUUAAGCCACUGUAUUUUGUUGAUGGUUGCACUUUUAUGAGAUUAAUAUCCAUGUUUCUUUUUGUGGGGUCUUACUGAAUAGUACAAAUCUAUCUAUUCACCUCCUCAGCCUGUGAGUUAGCAGCAAUGCUAUUUUAAUGCAAAAGUGAUAACAUUUAAUUAAAGCAACAAGUUAUCGCUAAAAGUAGCUUAAAAAAAUAGCUGUUAUUGCCAGGCAGAGAUUUUUGAUUGAUAGAUUUUUGAUAAUUUUUUUUUAUGAUGGCACAUUACAAGAAUAAAUGUUUAGCAAAUUUAUUUGAAAGAUGGGGAAAAUAUAAAAGCAAAACCGAGAAUAAGGUCUGAGAUAUUAAUAUUUUUUUAUUUUAUUCAGUAUAAAGGGAGUGGGUUUUACUGUUUUGAAUGACUUGAGAUAAACUGUUGAAGCACUUUACAAUUCUGGCCUACUCACAUGUGAUGAACGUUACAGAAAUGCAAGGUUUAGGAGAGCAUUUGGGGCUGUAUUUUAUUUUAGGAGCUUAUCUGUAUGCCAGUGAAGGUUUUCCAAAAGAAGAUGUUUCUGAAACAAACAGUUGUUAUCUAAUAGCUCUGUUUUUCUUCUGUUAUUUUCUUUGUCACCCUGUUCAAUAAUUCAAAGACCACCGUAACUGUACUUUAUUCCCAGCUUUGGCAGAAAAUUGUUUAAAUACUCGGCUUUUGAAUGUUGUUUGUGUAGCUCGUAUUACUGGAAUUUUUCUCAUUAAAGGGGAAGGAAAGUGUUCCAUGCUCUCUACUAUGUUGUCUUUUUGUAUCAGCUGCAUGUAACUGCAUAUAAAUGCUGUAAACAAAAUGGCUUAAUUUGGAAUGUUAGAUGUAACUGUUACAAAUUUAAAUUCGUAAAAAAUAAUAAUUUUUAAUGUCUUUUGUGACUUCA